Messenger RNA from Lodderomyces parapsilosis, 2421 nucleotides. RefSeq lists its product as uncharacterized. The transcript has a single exon. Lineage: Eukaryota; Fungi; Ascomycota; Pichiomycetes; Serinales; Debaryomycetaceae. The record is from RefSeq and is a predicted model, not a curated record. Bases 1 to 2421 code for a protein of 806 amino acids.
AUGUCAAAGAUAAAGCUACCGAAGCUUUCAUCAGGUAAAAAGAAUACCAAAGUAAUAACAUUGAAGCCUGGUCCUAACCAUAAACUACAAUAUCAUCAAGGAUUAGGCGGUGCAUCGUUUGAUGAUAUUCCAAAAGUAAUAGAGGUGAAUAAUGCUGAUAUAAGCUAUACUGGUGGUUUAGAACUGGAGUCAAAGCAAUUAUAUCCCGUUUCUGACAAACCGUAUGAAGAGUUGGACGAUGAUGAAAAAAUUUUGCAUAAAUUGAACCAAGUCACUAAAGACAAGGAAAAAUACUGGUUGGGACACACUGAACUAAUUGAUUACGAAAUAAAAGUGAAUGUCAAGGAUUUCUUGCCAGAAAAUUGGGUCGAUAAACCGGUUUUAUUCUAUGAUCCGAGAUUCACUUUAUCAAUUUAUCUUUCAGAAAUACGUAACCAGUACUUGACAAAAAACCCUGAAAACUCGCCACAUUAUAAGAACAGUAUUGUCGUGCCAUUUGCGUGGUCCGAUUGGGUUGAUUUAACGAUGUUGAAUCAAGAAUUGGUGAAACCUGAGAAUAAGAGGAAAACAUGUGAAUACAUGAAAGCCACUCAUCAUAUACCAACCAAAAUCCGCGAUUACUGUAUAAAUAAUGUUGAUAUUGGAAAGAAAGAAUUGGAUGAGAUGAAACUUCCCCUGAUAGAUUAUGUACCUGGAUUUGCAGUAAAGAAAUCGCCCACAAAUAAGGCAUCCAAUGAAGUGAGAAUGUUGGAAGGGAAGUCACAUUUAUUGACAUACGCAGCAAACCCGUUGGCAGUGAUAUUUUUGACCAAGCAUGGUGUUUAUGAGGCCAAAAUUGAUGAAAAGCAACGUAUAGUUGAUGGCACCUUGUUUGAAAAUUACAUCAACCGUAACAACAUACCACGCGAUCAAGCUGAACCAAUCACAUUAAACCCAGUAAAGGAGUUUCAUUUUUUACUGGAACAAGUGAAGCCAACGGUUUUAGAUGCUGAAGAAGAUGAAUAUGGAUUAUUUGCAAAAGCCAAAGAAGGUUCUUCAUCCAGCUCUCGUGAAAUCUAUUUACCUCAACUGGCAUUUGAUUAUCAACAAGAUAAAAUUGAUGCACAAAUCAAACAUUACGAAAAAAGAUUGAAAAUAUUGCAUGAUUUAACUACAAAUGAACUAACAUUCAAUCAACAAGUGAUUAAUGAAGUUCGAUUAGAAAGAAAUGAAAAAAUGUAUUACGAUGGGUUAAAAUUUGCCAACAAGUAUUCGUUGAAGAAAGAACCAACUCAUUUCCGAAUGGCUAGAUUGAAUUUUGGUAAUGAAGAGAAUGAUCAUGAUGCUGGAUGGCAUUAUGAAUGGAGGUUUUUCAACGGUGCUCUUCGAUAUUUGAAACAAGGGUGGACAGAAGAGGAGUUACUAAUUCGAGAAAAAGUUUUGUUGGAUCGAAUCUUGCGAAAUUGGUUUAAAUUUGCCAGUGAAAAGGGACUUGUUUCAUGGAUUGCCCAUGGUCCCCUUUUAUCCUGGUAUUGGGAUGGAUUAUUAUUUCCCUUUGAUGAAGAUAUUGAUAUUCAAAUGCCAGCCAAAGAAUUGGCCAAGUUUUGCAAAUUGUAUAAUCAAACAUUGGUGAUUGAAGACAUCAAUGAAGGAUUUGGCAAAUAUUUCGUUGAAUGUUCGUCAUUUAUCCAUCAUCGUGGUAAAUCAUACAAGGAAAAUCACAUUGAUGCACGAUUCAUUGAUAUUGAUACUGGAUCAUAUAUUGAUAUCACUGGAUUAGGAGUUAGCAAUGAGCCUGUUCCUGAAAGAUAUUUUGACCUAGUUGAACAAAAUGAAAUUGAAGGUUCAGUAAGACAAGUUUAUAAUUGUCGAUUCCCUCAUUUUUAUUCGCAUGAUGAAAUAUCACCAUUGAGAUAUACAAUGCUUGGUGGGGUUCCAGUCUAUGUGCCUAAUCAAAUUGAAACUAUUCUUCAACAAGAAUACAAAAAGGGUUUAACUGGAUAUGAUUAUGAUGGAUUUUUCUUUGUCGAUGCAUUAAACCUUUGGAUACAUCAUACAAAAUUGGAAUUUCUAUACCCCAAGAAUGAAAUUUAUACCAAUUGGAAAAAGAAACAAUUGAAUGUGCCUCGAUUCACCGAUUUGGUGCAAAAUAUAACUCAAUCUCAAGUGGUUGAAUUACUAGAAAGAGAUGAAGACAUACUAUUGGAAUAUUAUUUAACCAAAGAUGUUACUGAUUUACACAAGAUGGAACUAACCCACAUGUUUAAUAUGCCUGAUGGAAUUGAUACCAAGAUUGGUGAUAUAAUGGGGAUGAAAACGCAAACUGAGAUCUCUCAGGAUCAAGCUUACCACAAACUAACGUCAAAUUUUAAAUUUCAAAUACCAUUUAGAAGAUCAUUGUUUAAUUAUGAAAUGAUUGAUCGACCUAGACAUCAUCACUAG